This is a messenger RNA of Peromyscus californicus insignis, 2307 nucleotides long. It is a transcript of the gene Cln8, whose product is annotated as CLN8 transmembrane ER and ERGIC protein. The record is from RefSeq and is a predicted model, not a curated record. Gene Ontology annotation, biological process: lipid homeostasis. The transcript has 4 exons. Lineage: Eukaryota; Metazoa; Chordata; Mammalia; Rodentia; Cricetidae. Bases 467 to 1333 code for a protein of 288 amino acids. Gene Ontology annotation, cellular component: membrane; endoplasmic reticulum.
CGGGACGGACCGAAAGCCGGGCGCCAGCUGAGGCGGGGACACAGGUGGGCGUGGGGGUCCUGGUCUCCGGUGCCACCCACCGGUGGGUAGCCUGUCUGGUUCAUGUCACUGGGUGUGUCUCCACGGCGCGGGAGCUCCUGGGACGCCGAGUCUGAGCAGCUGAUGGGCCAAGAGGCGGUGCCCCCCUUCUGCUCACCUGAAUGCAGGGAAGAGAAAUCAAGGAAGCUUAUAACAGAGGCCACAUCUGACUGGAGAUUGUCAAGCGACUGGACUUGCUCUGUUCGUGGGAAACGGUGCAUCUGAUGGCUGGAUGCGCAAAAGAAAUAAAAAGGAAGACAUGACUGCCCCGAGAUUGAGGAUGGAUGGCCGAAGACCCUUGAGACAGCUUCCCUGAAAGGGAGGAGCGCUGUCAGGCCCAGCUACCCGGUGUUGGCCCGGGGACACCCCUGGCACCCAGAUUAGGAUCAUGACUCCUGUGAGCAACCAUGGCAUGGCGGAGAGCAUUUUUGACCUGGACUAUGCUUCCUGGAAGAUCCGCUCGACCCUGGCGGUGGCCGGCUUUGUCUUCUACCUGGGCGUCUUUGUGGUGUGCCACCAGCUGUCCUCCUCCCUGAACGCCACCUACCGCUCUCUGCUGGCCAAAGAGAAGGUCUUCUGGAACCUGGCGGCUACCCGCGCAGUCUUCGGUGUGCAGAGCACGGCCGCCGGCCUGUGGGCUCUGCUGGGGGACCCCGUGCUCCACGCUGACAAGGCUCUGGGGCAGCAGAACUGGUGCUGGUUUCACGUCACCACAGCCACCGGGUUCUUCCUCUUUGAGAACGUGGCCGUUCACCUGUCCAACCUGUUCUUCCGGACGUUCGACGCGUUUUUGGCUGUCCACCACCUCUUCGCCUUUCUUGGGUUUCUGGGUUCGGCGGUCAAUCUCAGAGCCGGCCACUACCUGGCCAUGACCACUUUGCUCUUGGAGAUGAGCACACCUUUCACCUGCGUUUCCUGGAUGCUCCUGAAGGCUGGCUGGUCAGACUCCUUGUUCUGGAAGGUCAACCAGUGGUUAAUGAUCCACAUGUUUCACUGCCGCAUGAUCCUCACCUACCACAUGUGGUGGGUGUGCUUCCAGCACUGGGGCGCCCUGGUCGGCAGCCUGUACCUGCCUCACUUUGCACUCUUCCUCUGUGGGCUGGCCCUGCUCACACUCAUCCUCAACCCCUACUGGACGCACAAAAAGACCCAGCAGCUUCUUAACCCCGUGGACUGGAACUUCGCCCAGCCCGAAACCAAGGGCAGCAGGCAGGAAAGGACCAAUGGCCAGGUGCCUCAGAAGAAGAGGCUCUAGUGCCCAGAGACCCGGUAGCUCCACAGAGGGUGACUCUUACAGAGGAGCUGGUGAACAAGGUGAAUACUCGUUACGUAGGUGAAUACUAACUUGUCCUUUAGUGUUAGCUCUGAAGUAGCCAUGAAGUAUUGCUGGGACGUUGAUUUGCCCGCAGGAGGUCUCGGCCGCCGUGGUCACCUUCUGAUUCCUCUGGUGUGGGCUCAGCCAUGCUGUGUCUGCCAGGCCAGGGUCGGGAGGAGCCGUGGUGGCCAGGUGUGCAAGCUGCUAAGGAGGCCAGCCUGAAUACUUGAAAGGACCGCGUUAGGAAGGACCCCGGGUGGGUGUGGACGAGUCAGCACGCUCACAGUCUGUGUGCCUUAUUUGGAAGUCACGUUCUUUCUCAUUACAAAGAAUUGGCCUAAGAAAAUGUGAUUUUUGCUGAUGUUCGUGACCAUUUCCCAGCCCGUGGAAGUUUCAGCCCGUGACACAGCAGCACCCUCUAGUGGCAAAUGGCGGAAGGACGCAGUUCCGGUAAAAGGUUUUUCUCAGUAGCUGAAUGAGCCUAGUUUAUCCACCCCUCCUGGCAUGGUGUCUGGAUCUUCGAGCUAUUUCUCAUUGACCAAACUGGCUGGCCUAGCCCCCAAUUCUGCUCUGUCAAUUUCAAGGCAGGGCAGCGACUUUUCCCCUGUGGGCUGUGAGGGGGGUCCCUGUACCCAGAGAUGUUCUGCCCGAGUUGCCAGAACACAGAAGAAACAGGCAGCUUGCUUGAUGUGACCAUAGGCAAGCAAGUGUUCUUACCUGCACUGUGGGUGGGACAUCCAAACACCGGCUGCCAAUAUUAUUGGCAGACGUGGAAACUUUCCCUGAAAGUAUACAAUUAAAGUACAAAAACCACCUUUGAAAUGGUAAUUGCUCUUGAAAAUCAUGUGUGACUUAUGUUUGCCAUGGAUCAUGGGCCUCACCGCAUGUUUUGAAUACUAAUGCUUUUAACUUUA